Molecule: messenger RNA, 492 nt
Organism: Epithele typhae
Lineage: Eukaryota; Fungi; Basidiomycota; Agaricomycetes; Polyporales; Epitheliaceae
Exons: 3
Coding region: 1-492 (163 amino acids)
Source: RefSeq, a predicted model, not a curated record
AUGGUUCUGUACGAGGAUCACUACUCAUUCGAGGAGUACUUCUACCGGCUUCUCCCCGGCACCCUGCGCGGCGUCGCGCCCGUCGUCGCAGGCUUGCCCAUCGCCGCGCUCACGCUCGAUGUCACCUACGGGCGCGCCGACGCCGACGGGGGCCAGCCGUGGAGCGCGCUCUUCGCCGCGCUGCACGUCGCCGGCUUCACGGGCUGCGGCGCCGUGCUUCGCGCCCUCGCGUCCGACGGGCGCCCGCAGGGGGCAGCGGCGGGCGACGGCAGAGGGCCCGUGAUGUGCCCGCUACUGUCCCGCUUGCGCAUCGGAGGCCCGCAGGCGGUGGUCACGGGAGGCGUGAAGUCGUUUGCGGCGCUCGCGGAGAUGCUCGAGUGGCGUGACGCGCGGGGGGCGGCGCGGGUCGAGGAGCUCCAGGUCGGGUUUGUGGGCUGCGCGAAGGAGCUCGCGAAGCUGCAGGCGGAAUACGGGCCACGGGCAUUUGAGUGA